Fusarium keratoplasticum is the source of this 1413-nucleotide messenger RNA. Its product is annotated as FK506-binding protein. The coding region runs from base 1 to 1413 and encodes 470 amino acids. The transcript is spliced from 4 exons. NCBI's taxonomy places the organism in Eukaryota, Fungi, Ascomycota, Sordariomycetes, Hypocreales, Nectriaceae. Gene Ontology annotation, cellular component: nucleolus; chromatin. The record is from RefSeq and is a predicted model, not a curated record. Gene Ontology annotation, molecular function: peptidyl-prolyl cis-trans isomerase activity; macrolide binding.
AUGUCUGCUGUUCCUGGUCCCGUCUACGGCCUCGAGGUCCCGCCUGGCGAGAUCUUGAUUCCUGCCGCCAUGGAGUUCCCUGCCUCUUUCCGCAUCACAAUGGCUGCCGUGGAUCCCACCCAGGAGCCCGAGGCUGAUGGUGAGGGCAACGUUCCCGCCGUUCCUCGCUCCACCCUCCGACUCGUCAAGCGAGCCUUCCCCGGUCUUGAUGACGAGGACGAGGACGAUGAGGUUGAUGACGAGUACCUGAGGGCCCUCCUCGCUGGAGAGGACGAUGAGUCUGAUUCCGACGAAGAGGCCAACGGUGGCCCCAGCGACCCCGCCAAGUCCAAGAAGCAGAAGCAGGCCGAGGCCAUCAAGAAGCUCAUCGAGUCCGCCCAGGCCGAGUCUGACGAGGACGAGGAGAUGGAGGAUGCCAAGCCCAAGAGCAAGGGCAAGGAUAAGGGCAAGGGCAAGGCCGUCGAGGAGGAGUCUGAUGAGGAUGAUGAGGACGACGACAGCGACCUCGACAGCGAGGGCGCCGACCUUGAGAACUUUGUCAUUUGCACUCUUGACACCGAGCGAAACUACCAGCAGCCUCUUGACAUCACCGUUAACCACGGUGAGAAGGUCUUCUUCGUCGUUACCGGUACCCACACCGUUUACCUCACCGGUAACUACAUCAUGGAUGACGAUGAUGAUGAGGAUGAUGAGGAUGAGGACGACUACGACCUUGACCCUGAGGAGCUCGACUACGAGCUUGGUGGCGAGGACAGCGAUGAGAGCGACGAGCUCGACGGCCUUGAGGACCCCCGCAUCCAGGAGGUCGACUCUGAUGAGGAGGAGGCUCCUAAGCUGGUGCCCGUCAAGAAGGGCAAGAACAAGCGCUCCGCUGAGGAGGCUACCGAGGGCCUUGAUGAGCUUAUGGCCAAGGACGAUGCCAAGCUCUCCAAGAAGCAGCAGAAGAAGCUCAAGAACAACAAGGGCGAGGCUGUUGCCGCCGAGGACAAGAAGGACGCCAAGAAGGUUCAGUUUGCCAAGAACCUCGAGCAGGGCCCUACCGGCUCGACUGAGAAGGCCAAGCAGGCCAAGGCCACCCCCAGCGUCAAGGUUGUCCAGGGCGUCACCGUCGACGACCGAACCAUUGGCAACGGCCGCACUGUCAAGAACGGCGACACCGUCGGUGUCCGAUACAUUGGCAAGCUCCAGAACGGCAAGCAGUUUGAUGCCAACAAGAAGGGCAAGCCUUUCUCCUUCAAGGUCGGCAAGGGCCAGGUCAUCAAGGGUUGGGACAUUGGUGUCGUCGGCAUGUCCAUUGGCGGUGAGCGCCGCUUGACCAUUCCCGCCCACCUUGCCUACGGCUCCCGAGGCCUUCCUGGCAUCCCUGCCAACAGCACAUUGACCUUUGACGUCAAGCUCCUCGAGAUCAAGUGA